This is a messenger RNA of Tetrahymena thermophila SB210, 312 nucleotides long. Its product is annotated as 60S ribosomal protein L37a. Gene Ontology annotation, biological process: translation. The record is from RefSeq and is a predicted model, not a curated record. The transcript has 2 exons. NCBI's taxonomy places the organism in Eukaryota, Ciliophora, Oligohymenophorea, Hymenostomatida, Tetrahymenidae. Gene Ontology annotation, molecular function: structural constituent of ribosome. Gene Ontology annotation, cellular component: ribosome.
AUGGCUAAGAGAACUCAAAAGGUCGGUAUCACCAGAAAGUACGGAACAAGAUAUGGUGCUUCCCUCAGAAAGGUCGUCAAGAAGUUCGAAAUUACCCAACACGCUAAGUACGGUUGCCCCUUCUGCGGUAAGGUUGCUGUCAAGAGAGCCGCCGUUGGUAUCUGGAAGUGCAAGCCCUGCAAGAAGAUCAUCGCUGGUGGUGCUUGGGAACUUACCACCCCUCCCGCCGUCACUGCUAAGACUACCAUGAACCGUCUUAAGAAGUUAUAAGAAGAACAAGCUGCCGCCGCUGCCUUGGAAAAGAAAAACUGA